Messenger RNA from Penicillium canariense, 1683 nucleotides. RefSeq lists its product as uncharacterized. The coding region runs from base 1 to 1683 and encodes 560 amino acids. The transcript has 5 exons. The record is from RefSeq and is a predicted model, not a curated record. Lineage: Eukaryota; Fungi; Ascomycota; Eurotiomycetes; Eurotiales; Aspergillaceae.
AUGGAGCCACUACUGGGAAGGUAUCAUGCGACUAUCCGACUAAUCGAAUCCACCCGGCUCACACCAGCCGAGCACUCGAUCUGGAGAGCCUUUCUGGACGAGGCUGUCAAUCCGGAAUAUGCUUCUCAGUAUAUAUGGGAAAGGGUCCACGAUCGUUCCGGUCGUCCUCCCAAGCAAAUCUUGCAAGAAUUAAAACUCGACUGGAAGCGAGUUGUCACUAAGUUGGCCAAGCGAGACAAAGUCUCGUCCGAAGCACAAACUCUGGUCGAAGCUCGUGACGAUUCGCACUGCUUCAUGCUGGAUCAGAAGCCAUCGGACCCGAGCAUAUCCGUUCGUUUCGAUCAUGCCUGGGUGAUCCCGCCGAGCCUUUUCGAUGAUAGUGACAUGGAUCCGCAGGGUCCUCUUUAUGCCCUUCUGCAAGCCUUCUUGACCCCUGCCAAGAUAUCCGAGCUUCAGACCCUUCUGCAGACGGACACAUUGGAAUCUCGGCUGAGAAACGUAUUCCUACUCUCCCCUAGCAUUCAUUCAGCUUUUCGAAAUGGACAUAUCCAAAUCUUUCCCCCAACUGAUACUGUCGACCCGUGGAAUGAUGCCACAGAGGCCAGAAUCAAAACGGCGAGUAAAGUUUAUUAUUUCGUCUCCAGACUGUGGCCCGAGCCUUGUGGUUUGCUUUUCCUCAGUGAUGGUAGUCUAUGGGACCGGACAACGCAGAUGUUCAUCAUGGAGACCCAAGACGCCAAUCUACCUCUUCCAGAUCCAUUCUUGUUCCGAAUACACCACCGUAUUGCAGCCUCCUUGCAUCUAUUCCAUGUUGAAGAACGAAUUGCCGAGGGCUGGCCCUCACCCCCCUUGUUCCACUUGAGUGCAACGACACAGAAGACAUUACGCUCCCUUUGGCAUCUCGUGCCCAGGUUCAUACGUGUCCAGUGCUACCGCGUGCUCUUGAAACUAGGCAGCCGUCUCUACCCGCGGUCUUUCACCGGCCUCGUGCACCGGCUGCCGUUCGGACUGUAUGCGAAAGAAUGUGUUCGCUCUUCUCGUAACGAAGCUGAGGCAUUGCGGCUGGUGGAACAGUAUACUUUGAUUCCAGCGCCCCUUUGGGUGGAUUAUUACCAGGGGACGCAUCCCGUUCUCAUUAUGACGGCCCUGCCCGGACAAACGCUGGAGGCGGUCUUUCACCGACUCUCAUACUCGGAGCGCGAGCAGCUGUCGAAAGUCUUGAAGAUGGUUUUGUCACAGCUGCGAUGUAUUCCGAACCAGACCUCGUACGUCUUUGGUAACAGUCAUGGCGGCCCACUGACGGAUCAUCGUUUUCCCUCCGGCACAUGUGGUCCGUUCCACCUGAUCUCUGAAUUCCAUGCCUUCCUCGUCCACAGCUACGUGCGCACGGAGACAAAGGACAAGAUCGCGGCCGUCCACACCAGUCAGUACCGGUCUGUUUUCACCCAUGCGGACCUGCACCCUAGCAAUAUUCUUAUUGAUCGCGGGCGCCUGUCUGGAAUUGUGGACUGGGAAUGCGCCGGCUUCUAUCCUGAGUACUGGGAGUUUACAAAGCUUAUGUAUGGUGCAGAUCGAUUCCCGGAAAUUCAACACAUCAUUCGGGAUGCAUUUACGGAGGAUAACUAUGAGGGAGAGCUAGAGGCCGAGAGACUCCUCUGGUAUGACACGCCAUUUGGUAUAUAA